CAUCUUCUUCUCUCUGCUUCUUUCUGAGGAGUAGACGACCGGUUCAAGAUGGCGGCGUGCGGCAUGAUGUCAAUGGGAACGAUUGCUGGCCAGCAUAUGUUUACUUUGGACAUUAAUGAUUGGUGCACCACUACCUCGUCAAGCCACAGAACAAAAAAGGCACAGUUGCUGGUGUAACAAUUGAAAUCAAAUAUUUGACUUCUCUUAAGUACAUGCGGCUAAUGAGAUGAACGGUCGUCAAGAAGAAGAUCCCCUUCAGCAGAGAGGGGGCUCCUCUUUGAAACAAAAUGAGCCACAGCUCCCCCAUGUUAAGGAAGAAGAAGAGGAAGUGUGGAUCAGUCAGGAGGGAGAAUGUGUUCUAGGGCAGGAGGACGCUGAUCUUACCAAGUUUCCACUGACUGGUGUCUCUGUGAAGACUGAAGACCAUAAAGACAAACCACCCGAGUCCUCACAGCUUCAUCACAGUCCAAAGGUCUGUGAAAAACAUAUUCUCCCUGAGCAACACGAGUGGAUCUUUAGGAUGGAGCAGGAGGAGCCCCAGCCCUCCCACUUUAAAGAGGAAGACGAAGCGUCACAGACUCCUCACGUUAAAAAGGAAGUGGAGGACCCACUGACCCCCCACCUUAAAGAGGAAGAGGGAGAACACAGCAUCAGUCAGGAGGGAGAGAAUCUUGAAUGGUUGGAGGAGUUCCCAGUGACUGGUGUGAUUGUAAAGAGUGAAGAUGAUGAGGUCAAAGAUGAAAGUGAGGAAAAGAGAGUGGUGGAGCCUCCAAGCAGCAGCUCAACUCAACACAUGACAACAGAAGCUGAUGGAGACCACUGUGGAGGAUCACAAGCAGACAAGCUCUUAGCUCCACUACCAGAUAGUAAGGACACAACGUCACACUCUCCUGACACUGAGGAUGAAGACACUAAAGCUGAUAAGACAUGUCACACUGACAACACACGUUUGAAAUGUUCUUACUGUGACAAAACUUACAAAUACCAUUGUCGUCUGAAAGUACACACAAGAAUACACACCGGAGAAAAACCUUUUUCCUGCUCAGAAUGUGGUAAAGGCUUUAUAACCGGUCAAUAUUUAAAAGUACACAUGAAAAUACACAUUGGAGAAAAACCUUUCUCUUGUUCAGUCUGUGGUAAAGGUUUUACACAAAGGCAUGGUUUGAAAAGCCACACAAGAAUACACACUGGAGAAAAGCCUUUUUCCUGUACAAUCUGCGGUAAAGAUUUUGUACAAAAUCAGCAUUUAAAAGUACACAUGAGAAUACACACUGGUGAAAAACCAUAUUCCUGUUCAAGCUGCACCAAAAGUUUUUGUGACCAAUCAAGACUUGUAGUACACAUGAGAACACAUACUGGCAAGAUGGUGUACAGUUGCAGUGUGUGCGAUGAAAGAUUCUCUUAUAAGUACGAGUGUAAGAAACACAAGUGUGCUGGUGAGAACAGCAGCAGCAAAUGAAGCUGCAGGAUUUGAAAUCAACUGUCAACUUUGACUCUUUUAUUCAGGCAAGUACAUGCAUUAAUAUGCAACAUUGUGUACUUUUAUUUAAAAAUAAACAGAACAAUGUGAAAAGGUGAGAGUAAACAGCACAAAAUAUAUGU
Molecule: messenger RNA, 1602 nt
Organism: Nerophis lumbriciformis (worm pipefish)
Lineage: Eukaryota; Metazoa; Chordata; Actinopteri; Syngnathiformes; Syngnathidae
Biological process (GO): regulation of transcription by RNA polymerase II
Cellular component (GO): nucleus
Molecular function (GO): DNA-binding transcription factor activity, RNA polymerase II-specific
Source: RefSeq, a predicted model, not a curated record